AUGUCCAAUCAAAAGUAUUUAUUGCCUAAAACAUUACUUAAAAAGUUAAGAGAUUUUACAGAAAUAUGUAAGCAAAGCGAAAAUGAAAUUGCAUUUGAUUUUAUUGAAAAAUCUCGUCUUUGUCUUGAUGUUGUUUUACAAAUUACAAAAUAUUUGACAUUAAAUGAAGCUGUCAAAGCAUUUUCUCUAAAAAUUUUAUAUUUAUUACAAUCGUAUAAUGCUCGAAUUCAUUUAUCUGAACUAGAUCAUAAAUUUGUCAUUAUGAUUCUUCGAGAGUUUAACCGUAAAACAAUAGAUUCAUUCAGUCUUAAAACAUUUAAUGAGAGUCGAUUUAUUAAGCAAGAAUCUUCAAUUGUUCAAAAUCAAGUUAUGUCACUGAUAUGUUUCAACAUUCCAUCGAGUAGAAUUAAAAGAAAAUAUAUUGGAUAUUUUCCUAAUAUUACUUCACUUAUACUUUACUUUGACGAAGAACCUGAUUUGAGAAAUUUGAGUAGAAAUCUUUAUAUAUUAAAUUAUAAAAUAAAACGAUUAGAAAUUCAUUGUGUUGAAUCAAGUGGAAGUCUUAAUGAUUUCCUUUAUUUUGGAGAACAUAUGCGAAAAAAUAAAUCAAUCGAAUAUUUCGUUUUCGAGAUGCGACAAUCUUCAUUGACUUUGACAAAAAAUGAUUAUACAUAUUAUACACCGUAUUUCUUCAGACAAGUUGUCGAACUCAUCAAACAAAUGCAAAAUAUUUCUACGGUUUGUUUUCUUGUCAAUAAAUUUAACUAUGAAAUAAUAUUAGAUGAAUCUAUGUGGAAGAGUGUUUUGAAAAUUUGUCAUCAUUUGACGACGAUUAUUGUGAAAGCUAUUGGAAUCGAUGAUCUUAAAGAUAAACAAUCAAAACAAAGAGCACUUGAAAUUCAGCAUCAAUUACGUGAAAUAAGGAAGAAUAUCAACUUUCGUCUUAUUUUUCAAUAG
Molecule: messenger RNA, 957 nt
Organism: Rotaria sp. Silwood1
Lineage: Eukaryota; Metazoa; Rotifera; Eurotatoria; Philodinida; Philodinidae
Source: the annotation of a GenBank genome assembly